UGUUUUUGUUGCUAGUGGGGACUGUUGUGUUGUGAAAAUGGCGACGCCUCGUCGCACCUCUCAGCAGCAGCAGCCAAACUCCCUGCUGUCCUCCCCGCCCCGCGGCUCCUCUCUCCCCGGCAGCCCCCCUGGCUCUCCGCCGGCACCCACCAACGAUGUCACCCCGCUUCCCCAGAGAGGCGCGAUGGAGAACGCGGCUGACGGUGAGGUAACCCCUGCCUCUCCCACCACCACCUCCCCAGCUCUGGCCCUCACCGCCAGCAGCAGCAGCAGCAGCAGCACUAGCAGCAGCGCUAGCUCCCCGACCACCACCGAGGGUAGCGGGACCAGCCCCGGCUCUACGCCCGACUCGGGCAGCGGUAACCCGGGUAGCAGUAGCAGCAGUAGCAGCAGCAGCAGCGGUGGUGGUGGUGGUGGUGCAAACGGGGCUUUCAGGGAGCUGUUCGAAGCCUGUCGAAACGGGGAUGUUUCGAGGGUGAAGAAACUCGUGGAUGCGGUGAAUGUGAACGCUAAAGACAUGGCUGGACGCAAAUCUACACCCCUGCAUUUCGCUGCAGGUUUUGGCCGGAAAGAUGUGGUGGACCAUUUGCUUCAGACGGGUGCUAAUGUGCACGCAAGGGAUGAUGGGGGUCUGAUCCCGCUUCACAACGCCUGCUCGUUUGGUCACUCCGAGGUAGUGUCCUUGUUGCUGUGUCAGGGGGCCGACCCUAAUGCUCGAGACAACUGGAACUACACACCACUCCAUGAAGCUGCCAUCAAGGGCAAGAUAGAUGUCUGUAUAGUGUUACUGCAGCAUGGCGCCGACCCCAACAUCCGCAACACCGAUGGCAAGUCCGCCCUGGACCUGGCUGAACCCUCCGCCAAGGCCGUGCUCACAGGUGAAUACAAGAAGGAUGAGCUGCUGGAGGCUGCGAGGAGCGGAAACGAGGAAAAGCUAAUGGCCUUGCUCACUCCGCUCAACGUCAACUGCCACGCGAGCGACGGCCGCAAGCAGUUGACAUCCCAAAAAAUGCUGUCCACUCCACUUCACCUGGCAGCAGGAUACAACAGGGUGAGGAUAGUUCAGCUGUUACUACAGCACGGAGCAGAUGUUCAUGCCAAGGACAAAGGUGGUCUGGUGCCUCUACAUAAUGCCUGCUCCUAUGGACACUAUGAAGUUACUGAGCUGCUGCUAAAGCAUGGAGCAUGUGUGAACGCCAUGGAUCUGUGGCAGUUUACCCCACUCCAUGAAGCGGCGUCUAAAAACAGAGUGGAGGUCUGCUCCCUACUGCUGAGCCACGGGGCUGACCCGACCCUGCUCAACUGCCACAGCAAGAGCUCUGUGGACAUGGCGCCCACUCCUGAGCUGAAAGAGAGACUUACAUAUGAGUUUAAGGGCCACUCACUGCUUCAAGCUGCUCGGGAAGCUGACAUGGCCAAGGCUAAGAAAACUCUGGCACUGGAGAUCAUCAAUUUCAAACACCCUCACACACAUGAGACUGCGCUGCAUUGUGUAGUAGCAUCGCCACACCCGAAGAGGAAACAGGUGACGGAGUUGCUGUUGAGGAAAGGCGCCAACGUAAAUGAGAAGAAUAAAGAUUUCAUGACUCCUCUCCAUGUGGCAGCAGAGCGUGCUCAUAAUGACAUUAUGGAGGUGCUACAGAAACAUGGUGCCAAGGUGAACGCCCUGGACACGCUGGGUCAGACAGCUUUGCACCGCGCCGCACUGGCAGGCCACCUCCAGACCUGCAGGCUGUUGCUAGGAUACGGGGCAGACGCCUCGCUGGUGUCACUGCAGGGCUUCACUGCUGCUCAAAUGGGAAAUGAAGCUGUUCAGCAAAUACUUAACGAGAACGUACCGGUGAGAAACUCAGAUGUGGACUACAGACUUCUGGAAGCUGCUAAAGCCGGAGACCUGGACACUGUCAAGUCAUUGUGUACGGCUCAGAAUGUGAAUUGUAGAGACCUGGAGGGACGACACUCCACUCCCCUUCACUUUGCUGCUGGCUACAACAGAGUGUCGGUGGUAGAGUACCUGCUGCACCACGGAGCCGACGUGCACGCCAAGGACAAAGGUGGUCUGGUCCCCCUCCAUAACGCCUGUUCAUACGGUCACUACGAGGUGGCCGAGCUGCUGGUCAGACACGGAGCCUCGGUCAAUGUGGCUGACUUGUGGAAGUUCACGCCGCUCCACGAAGCUGCUGCCAAGGGCAAAUACGAGAUCUGCAAACUGCUGCUCAAGCACGGAGCGGACCCCACCAAGAAGAACCGAGAUGGGAACACGCCUCUGGACCUGGUAAAGGACGGGGACACCGACAUCCAGGACCUGCUGAGAGGAGACGCCGCACUGCUGGACGCCGCUAAGAAAGGCUGCCUGGCCAGGGUGCAGAAGUUAUGUAGCCCCGACAACAUCAACUGUCGGGACACGCAGGGACGCAACUCGACACCUCUGCACCUUGCAGCCGGCUAUAAUAACUUGGAGGUAGCAGAGUAUCUGUUGGAACAUGGAGCCGAUGUGAAUGCGCAGGACAAAGGAGGGCUGAUACCUUUACACAAUGCUGCUUCAUACGGGCACGUGGACAUAGCCGCCCUGCUGAUCAAGUACAACACGUGCGUCAACGCCACGGACAAGUGGGCAUUUACUCCCCUCCAUGAAGCAGCCCAGAAGGGGCGGACUCAGCUCUGUGCUCUGCUAUUGGCCCAUGGAGCCGAUCCCACCAUGAAGAACCAGGAGGGACAGACGCCGCUGGACUUGGCAACGGCUGAUGAUAUCAGAGCACUGUUGAUUGACGCCAUGCCGCCUGAUGCCCUGCCUAGCUGUUUAAAACCCCAGGCCACUGUGGUGAGCGCAAGUGUGGUGAGUACCGGUGCGGCAGGGGGUGUGGUCAUCUCUCCUUCCCCAUCCCCAUCUUGCCUGUCUGCAGCCAGCAGCAUAGACAACCUGACCACGCCCCUCAGUGACAUCACCGUGGGCGGGGCCACUGGACCAGCAGACGGAGCGUCUGGGUCUGACAGGAAAGAAGGAGAAACUCUGCUCGACAUGACCAUCAACCAGUUCUUGAAGAGUCUAGGGCUGGAACACCUCCGAGACAUCUUCCAGCGGGAACAGAUUUCGCUGGAUGUGUUGGCAGACAUGGGUCACGAGGAGCUGAAAGAGAUCGGCAUCAACGCCUACGGCCACAGACACAAACUCAUCAAGGGCAUCGAGAGGCUGCUGGGAGGCCAGCAAGGUGGGAACCCGUACCUGACGUUCCACUGCUCCAGCCAGGGCACCGUGCUGAUCGACCUGGCACCGGACGACAAGGAGUUCCAGUCUGUGGAGGAGGAACUGCAGAGCACGAUCAGAGAGCACCGCGAUGGAGGCAACGCAGGUGGAGUCUUCAGCCGGUACAACAUUAUUAAGAUUCAGAAGGUGGUGAAUAAGAAGCUACGGGAAAGAUACGCACACAGACAAAAAGAAAUUGCAGACGAGAAUCACAACCAUCACAACGAGCGAAUGCUCUUUCACGGUUCUCCCUUCAUCAACGCCAUCAUCCAUAAGGGCUUUGAUGAGCGACAUGCCUACAUCGGUGGCAUGUUCGGUGCCGGGAUCUAUUUUGCUGAGAACUCCUCCAAGAGCAACCAGUACGUGUACGGGAUUGGUGGAGGCACAGGAUGUCCCACCCACAAAGACCGCUCCUGCUACGUGUGCCACAGGCAGAUGCUGUUCUGCAGAGUGACUCUGGGUAAGUCCUUUCUGCAGUUCAGCGCCAUGAAAAUGGCCCACGCCCCCCCCGGACAUCACUCUGUUAUAGGACGACCCAGCGUCAACGGGCUGGCGUAUGCAGAGUACGUCAUCUACAGAGGGGAGCAGGCUUACCCAGAAUACUUGAUCACCUACCAGAUUGUGAAGCCAGAGAGUCUAGCCACGCCUGCUGCCACCUCCGAGCAGAAGUCCUAAAAUGCAAUCGCAGCUGGACCCUGAAGAAGGCUCCACUGCACUGGACUCACAGAGAGGACUGGAACUGAAAAAGAAGGUGUUUCAAACCUCAGACCCAAAAUAAAGGUCUCCAGAGCUGAACUCGAGGUGGGUGAGGUGAAGUGUUGAUCAGAACGACCCUCGGAAGCAAGACAUGGAUGUGUUUGCGCGGAAGAAGAGGAGGAUGAGGCAGUGUCUUUGAGUUUCGGGGGAUAAUACAUGCUCAGUGCAAAGCAGCAGACAGUAAAAACCCAUCAGAUUCUUUAAUUAAUUGGGUCUAAUUUUGCAGGAGAAAAAGAAAAUAGUUUGAUCAACUUUUCUGGAAGUGUAGCAGUAAGCUGAUUUUUUAAAUUUGCAGCUCUCUGGUUUGAUCCUAAAAACAAUUAAAGAAGCAAUUAGAACAGGACACACUCCAGAGCAAAACAAACGUCCCUGAUUUUGCACCUUUGCACUGCUUAUGUAUUCUACCCCCAGCUUUUAAUGUGUUGUUUUGAUAUCGUGUCCUCUUUCGGCUCUGCAUCAUCCACGGCAACAAAACAACACCCCGAGGCCACAUCCAGAAACAGCAAUUGUCGUGCUGAGAGAACAGAAAUCCGGCGCAUUUUAUGUUACAGCUUGUCACAUUUUCACCAAUGAAGCUCAUGUAAACAAGACGCCAGAUCCCUGUGUUCGCUCACAUCAUCUCUGCUGUAAGCAAAGAAGAAAUGAUGAAACAAGUGUGAGCAGUGAGAAGGAAAACAGAUUACAGCGGACAAAUACCCAGAAGUCACUAAGCGGUAAACAAACAGGAGAUCAGAAUCCACUGCUGCUACCGUUUCGGCUGCGGACUUUCCCACUACAGUUCGUACUGGGACCAUAUUCUACAUCUGUCAGACCAAACCAGUUCACAGUAUAUAGUUGUUUUUUUUUUGAUUACUUGGCCAGUACUUGAUAACAAUCAAGCAGCAACCACAGUAGCUGAAUGUGAUAGGCUGAGACACCUGUCAAUCAAGCCAAAAUGCCGCUCUUUGGGCCUUAAUUUUCUUUUAAUGAAAAGGUUAUUUCUAAAUUUGGUCCAGUAUGCAACUUAUACAAGUGUGAUGUAGGAAUCUGAAGCCACCAGUGUGCAGACACUGAGAAUGGAGUUUACAGUAAAGUAGGAGACAUCUUGUGUGCAGCAGGAAAACUUUAGAAAUUAACACAAUUAACAUAUUCAUAGAUUCAGGAAUUUUUAAUGAGGUGGAAAAAAUAGAGGCCUUUUUUAAAGGAUUUUAAUGAGGAAAUUAGAUUUUUUUUUAUUUGCAAAACAUAUCAGACACACAUUGUUCCAAGCAGACUGUCUGGAGGGGAUCUUUAAGUAUAAUUAAACACUGACUUUGUGUUACUACAGCAAGUUUUGAGGUUUUCCCAUUUCAGUUUAAUACUGCGUUUUAGAGUUCGUAUCUAGAGACCAUCUUAAACCAACUUCGGCCCCCGACAGUCAAACAUGGUGGUUGCUGCUUGUGUCAGCCCAGCUCAGAUUUAAACUCAGUCUUUUACCAGAACCAGGAGGACCACGAGAGACCAGACUGUGACACUGUUAAACAUGUACAAAACGCACACUGGAUUACACUUUUCCCCUUCGUUUGUAUUACAUUUCACUCAAAAGCUGCACUUGGCAACUCAGGCGACUACAAAAACAGCCAGUUGAACAUGUCAGGUGAUAUCAUUACACUGCACACAGGAAGCUCUGUGUUCAUCCACCCAGCCAGCAUUGGGAUCUUUUCUGCCAAACGGCCGAGAUAAAACAAUGAGCUUUCUCAUUCUUUGCGCUCUGCCGUUGCACAGUUUUGUUACAUCACCUCUUCAUCAUCUUUGGUGUGAGAAGUGACCAUUAACAACACAAGAAAGAAGUUCUGAUUGGAAGAAAAUGGGCCGUUACCCUCGGUACAAACACAUUGUGAUUGAUCCUGAUCUUGCCAACUGCAGCUACAACUGUGUGUUACUCAAGUACAUCUGGAGCAUCUUUUUUGUGUUGUGUUUUACUGUAUUUCACAGGGACCCACAUUUUUCCUUGUGCUGUUGUUUACAUGAACCUGCUGCCUUUUUGCCCCAUUCCUCCUUUCCCUCUCUACCUUUUAACUGUUGGCACCCCCUAGUGGUGCUACAGAGGAAUUCCUGGCUUGCAGUAUUCAGUUGAAGAGGACAAAUGUACUGUUUGUGUGUAGGGACUUGUUUCUACACAGCACUAUUUAUGUGUUUUUUCUGAAGCAUAUUCCAUUUUUUUGUUUUCUUCCUUGCAUCUUUAUACUAAUGGGUUUACACUCGUCAGACAUCGUAAGCAAAUGUGAAAAGUGAUCCUCAUUCAGCGGGCUGGUCGCAGGCUUCAGAGAGUUAUUUAUAUAAUCAGAAAUCUGCAGGUUGACUGAGGUGGAGGAUGACGAAGAGGAUGAUGAUGUUGUACAUAAAGACGAGCUAUUGCAUAUUUGUUUGCAUUAACCACGUAUGAUGACACACUAACAUCAUAACAGCAAGAUUAGCAAACUCCUCACACUACGUACUGUAAGCUUUUUUUCUUUCUUUUUACUACAUUGACCAUGUUUUUCUGUUGAUAGUUUAUUUAUGAUCAUUAUUUUCAAUUAAUGACACUGCACACCAUGUGGGACCACGCCUGAGUUCAGCUUCUGUCAUGUGGAUCAUGUCAGGUCAAGUCCAGCAGUGCUCAAGGACAAGAAAUUCCUGAAAAAAAACCUGUGGAGAACGGAGAGAGCGACGGCCUUAAAGUUUUUUUUUAGAAUAAAUAGAUUGGUUUGAAAUCACUUGGAAACUCACCAGAGAGAGACAGCUGUUACAAAAUCAAACAACUAGAGAGGGACAGGCCAUUCCAAUUUGACAAAGCUGUCCCUGUUCUUAUAUUUGAUUGCUUUGUAUGUUGACUUUGUUUGCAUCACAGUGUCUGUGAGUCAAACUCAGAUUUCAGCUGAUUUGCAUUUUCAAGGUGAAGAUGACGUUGGUCUGGGCCAAGUGCAAACAAGCAUUAAAUCUGUGUUCAGGGUGAAAUUAACCUAAAACCUUCAUGUGUUUUUCAGAAACAAAAGUUAAGUGGCAGCUCAAAAUAACAGACUAAACUAAACCUUUUUGUCUGACUGUUUUCCAAGCUGUGAAGUUUUCACAUCAGCCCUUUUCCCACACGCCCACACAUUUGAUAGCAGCGGUUCAUCCCAGUAACAAUUAGUGAUAAUAAAAAUAAUUUGAGUAGCGGCACAUUUCAGCAAAUUACAAAGUGAUUCAUUGCAGGGGAAAUGAAAAGGAAAUGAAUUAAAAGUGAAAAAUUGAAUAAGUAGACAGGAACAACUGAUGACUGAAGUAAAAAUGAUAGAAACUAAUAAGCUUGAAAUUAGAUAGUAAUGGGGAAAAAAGUUUUCAAAGGGAAAACACAACAGCACUGGGACACAGUCCAGUAUAUGUUUUUUAUUUGUUUUUAAGAUGCAUAUACCAUUACGAUGGUGAUUUUACCUGCCUGGAAGAUGUUUCUCUUACACGUGCAGUGUCCCUCAAAUGAUUGUUUUUUGCAUCAGAAGAUCUGGCAUUUGACAAACAAAGCGAGUGUACAGCUGACCAGCCAGAAUUACGUUACUGUUUUAACUCCCUCUGUGUUGUCCCUUAUCAGAGUCAGCACUGGGAAGGUUUCAGAUGAUACUGGAAUAACAUCCAGAGCAGGCGGAGUUUAUGGUGUUGACCUCAUUAAGGUCAGCAGCACCGUAUGAUUUAUUAGCAGAGAGCCGUGGGCUUUGUUUUAACUGAGACUGUACAUAAACUAACUCCAGAUGGGCCUAUUAAUUGGUCUUUUAUGGAUGAUUUUGAGUUUAUUUUUCUUGCUUUUUGUCUUUUGAAAGACGUUUUUUAUGUGACAACUAUUUGAAUUGUGUUUUAGCUGGUCUGUCUCUACUUAUCUGUCUCAAGGGCCAGUCAGCCAUCAUGUUGUAAAUAGUUUGGAGGGGUGUGUGUGUGUGUGCACCUGUUCGAGGAAUCCGUGCCUCACCCUCUGACCUGCCUUCUACCAAAAGCCACCAGUUUAACACAUUUCCUCAUCAAUAAUGUUUGACUUACGGUUGUACAGACGGUUGUACAGAGCUGCUCACCAGCUAACAUGUGGAACGGAGAAUCUCCUCACUCUUGUACAGAAGAAAAUCCUUAAUAAAAGAACUUAACAGUG
Messenger RNA from Dicentrarchus labrax (European seabass), 8111 nucleotides. RefSeq names its product tankyrase, TRF1-interacting ankyrin-related ADP-ribose polymerase a (gene tnksa). NCBI's taxonomy places the organism in Eukaryota, Metazoa, Chordata, Actinopteri, Moronidae. The record is from RefSeq and is a predicted model, not a curated record. Gene Ontology annotation, molecular function: protein binding; NAD+ poly-ADP-ribosyltransferase activity. The transcript has 30 exons. Bases 38 to 3919 code for a protein of 1293 amino acids.